Messenger RNA from Larimichthys crocea (large yellow croaker), 3513 nucleotides. RefSeq names its product protein tyrosine phosphatase non-receptor type 3 (gene ptpn3). Lineage: Eukaryota; Metazoa; Chordata; Actinopteri; Sciaenidae. Bases 303 to 2936 code for a protein of 877 amino acids. Gene Ontology annotation, molecular function: protein tyrosine phosphatase activity; protein binding. The record is from RefSeq and is a predicted model, not a curated record. Gene Ontology annotation, cellular component: cytoplasm; cytoskeleton; cytoplasmic side of plasma membrane. The transcript has 27 exons. Gene Ontology annotation, biological process: protein dephosphorylation.
CGGCGAAGGGGCGGGGCCGCGCGGAGUCAGAGCGCAGGCAGGGAUGAGAAACUUGUCCCGGAUAUUUACCUAACUAUACCUGGCUGUUCAGACGCACCCCGUCCCGAGGUUUCCACAGCGGACAGUGAGGAAUAUGAUCCGUAUCUGACGCGGGACAACAGAGAAACAGUGUGAGACAGGCCGGCCUGGAUCCAUUAAUCGUUUACCUGGAAACCGAGAGAGGACACAUGUCCCCUCUCAGUGACAAGCUGAAGGCAGGGUGUUUGUCUUGAGAGGGAGGCAGAGUUACCGUGGUAACAGACAUGCCAAAACCGGACCUGCUCUGCCUAGUUCAGCUGCUGGACGGCACUAUCGAGACCUUCAGAGUCAGCAAGCAGGAUGAAGGUGUGGUUCUGUUGGACCAAGUAUGCGACCACCUGGGCCUGCAGGAGAGGCGGCUCUUCAGUCUGCAGAUCAGAGAAUCCAGCACAGCCAUCGCCUCUAUCACAGCCAACAUGCACUCUCCUAGAUGGUUGGAGCCUGAGAAACCCUUGAAGAAACAAAUAAAAGGUCUUGCUUCUCCUUUUUACCUAAACUUCAGAGUAAGAUUCUUUAUCUCGGAUCCCAACUCUCUGCAGCAUGAACAGACAAGGCACCUGUACUUCCUCCAGAUCAGGAGUGACAUUAGAGAAGGACGGUUGCAGUGCCCGCUGAGUGCAGCUGUAGUGUUGGCAUCUUAUGCUGUGCAGUCGGAGAUGGGGGAUCACUGUCCGUCCAGACUGCCCGGUUACCUCUCCAAGUGCCACUUCAUCCCUGAGCAGGAUGAAGACUUCCUGUCUAAAGUGGAGGAUCUGCAUCCACAGCACAAGGGGUUGAAACAGAGUGAGGCGGAGCUGUGUUUCCUCAACACAGCACGGACGCUGGAGUUGUAUGGAGUGGAGCUGCAUGCUGCCAUGGACACCAACAACGCCCCUCUGAUGGUGGGUUUAGCCUCCAGCGGUGUUGCAGUAUUCUGUAAUAUGAUUUGCUCCAGUUUCUUCCCCUGGGGGAAUAUCAUCAAGAUUUCAUUCAAGAGGAAACGCUUUCUUAUACAUCUGAAACGUAAACAUGGGGAGACCCAGGAUUGUGAGGUGUCUCUGGUUCUGCCCUGUCCAAAGACCUGUAAGAACCUGUGGAGGUCCUGUGUGGAUCAUCACUCAUUCUUCAGCUCCAGCCGUGCCGCCAGAAGCCCCAAACACAACAACAGCACAGUUCAGUCCUACAGGAAACUGAUAACGCAACAUCUGGGCAUUGGCAACAGUAAAACUGAGAGUGGUCCGGUGUGUCAGCGUGUGGUGGGAGGGAUGGUGUGGAAUCCAGUCCUGAGGAGGUCAAUUUCAUCAGAGUAUCUCGAAACCAAGAGUCUGCCCUCGAGAUCGCCCCCAACCACCCCCAACUGGCGAAGUCCCAGAGUUCGCCACGGCAUCCGCAAACCUCGCCCGUCUUCAGUCGAACUGACCAAUGACAUGAAAGACAUGUCGGAAGGGGAAGAUGUCUUCUACACGUACAGGGCAUCAGUGAGCAGCAGCAAGGACAGCGAAGGAGACACUUCCCCUCAUCAACUUUCUGGCACUUAUAACCAUCCGACAGAUGAGGCUCUGUUGCAAACUGAUGACAGUAUCGCAGAGGAGGACGCUGACCACAGCUUACACCACUAUAAUAAGGGCGCUCUGGGCGACGGUGACUUGAUGCUGAUAUGUAUUGCCCCCGAUCACGAGGGCAAGUUUGGCUUCAACGUUAAAGGUGGAGUGGAUCAGAAGAUGCCUCUUUCCAUAUCCCACGUUAAACCCGACUCUCCGGCAGGUCGAUGUGAGCCCAAACUCCUGGAGGGGGACCUAGUGGUGCUUAUCAACGGUCGAGACAUUUCCGAACACACACAUGACCAGGUCGUCAUGUUCAUACGAGCCAGCAGAGAGUCACACUCCAGAGAAUUGGCCUUGCUCAUCAGACGUAAAGGUCCUGGCCGGGUGGCACCCCUGCUGCAGUUACCUCCCGCCCUCACGCUCACCGGCCAAUCACAGGGAGACAAGCCGCAGUCAGCUGGCCAGUCGGAGCAGGUCACGACACUGGAGGAAUCAGUGAGACAGCUGGAGAGAGGAAUACAGUCUGGCACACUCUGUUUCCAUUUUGAGAAUUUAUACAGGAGGAAGCCUGGUUUGUUUCAAAGCUGUGCUCGGCUCCCUGAGAACAUGGACAAGAAUCGAUAUAAGGAUGUUUUACCUUAUGAUUCUACCAGAGUGGUGUUACAGGACCCGGAGGAUUACAUCAACGCCAGCCACAUCACGGUGGCGCCUCCAGUUUCUGCUAUAUGUUUACGUUAUGUUGCAGCUCAGGGUCCACUGCCACAGACCUGCACUCACUUUUGGCAGACUGUUUGGGAGCAACAGAUACACACCAUCAUCAUGCUAACAACUCUGACGGAGAGGGGACGGACCAAGUGCCACCAGUACUGGCCACAUCCACCGGAAGUGAAGGAUUAUGGGCAUGUGCAAGUGAAGUGUCACUCGGAGGAGUGUAACCUGGCGUAUGUGACACGGCAGUUCACCCUGACACACACACAGCGAGGUGAGGAACGUGCAGUCACACACCUGCAGUAUGUCGCGUGGCCGGACCACGGCGUACCCGAUGACCCUUCAGACUUCCUGCUGUUCAUUAGCUCAGUCAGGGAGAGGAGGAGAGGUGACGAACCACUAAUGGUACACUGCAGUGCUGGGAUUGGACGGACAGGUGUUCUGAUCACCAUGGAAACAGCGCUGACUCUGAUGGAUGCGGGUCGGCCGUUGUUCCCGCUCGAAAUUGUCAAAACACUGAGAGAUCAGCGAGCCAUGAUGGUUCAGACCACGUGUCAGUUCCAGUUUGUGUGUGAGGCUAUCCUGAGAGUCUACAAAGAGAAACAGGAGGGCACUCCAGCACCGUAGCCCAAAUAAGCAACAGGACCAGAACAGACACACUAACCAUUUCAGCCUCAUCUCAUUGCGGAGGACUUCCACAGAGGGACUUACAGCGCUGUAACGGAUUAACCUCUGUCAGUGCCUAUGGGACUGGUACACAGCCUGGGUAAUAAGAGUAUAACCAGCUUCAGAGCACAGCUGUCUGUGAUCUGUGUAGCCUAGAUGCAAUGUGAGAGUAUGAAUCAUACACCUAGUCGGCCUUAGUUUUAAAUGAUAGUACAUUAAGCUUGUAGAGGCUGCAGUCUCCAUAGAGACUGAUGCAAGACUGAUGUGAGCUGCUAAUCUCUGUCCAAGAGGCCACUCAGGAAUGUUGCCUCUACUUAUUAAGUUAUGUGUGCCUUAGACUGACGUUUCCCAGUCAGUCAGCCGACGGAUCGAGCUGGGAAGGAGAGGCAAACUGGGAUUGAUAUAAUCUGUAUUUCCAAAGAUGAAGAGCAAGUCAGGCUUUAGAUCACUACAGCACUGUAUGGUCAUGGUGACCCACCAGAGGAGCAUCAAACCCACUCUUAAAUUAUUACGCACUAAAUAAACACACUGAUUUAUA